Messenger RNA from Leishmania major strain Friedlin, 4617 nucleotides. RefSeq names its product putative protein kinase. The coding region runs from base 1 to 4617 and encodes 1538 amino acids. The record is from RefSeq and is a predicted model, not a curated record. The transcript has a single exon. NCBI's taxonomy places the organism in Eukaryota, Euglenozoa, Kinetoplastea, Trypanosomatida, Trypanosomatidae. Gene Ontology annotation, cellular component: autophagosome; cytoplasm. Gene Ontology annotation, biological process: autophagosome organization; peptidyl-serine phosphorylation; autophagy. Gene Ontology annotation, molecular function: protein serine/threonine kinase activity; ATP binding.
AUGUACAGAAAAGAUGUGCAUGACGAUGCGACGGCGACGCGAUCUUCGCGGCCCAUCGUCGUGGUAACAAUCAACGCCGAUGAGAGCGAACAAGAGGAUAUUGAUGGCGAAGACACUAUUCUCUUCGGCAGUGACGUGGUCGACGCCACAAGGAGCGACGGCGACGCUCGUCAGAGUCAGCUCGACGCUCCGCCGCCGCCUCACCCCCCACUUGUGGCGUCGACGGCCGUAGCAGUGGAGCAGCAUCUCGUCAUGUCACCAGAGGUCUUGCCCACUCAUCCCCUUCGCCUCCUCCUCCACGGUGGCGCUAGCGGUCGUGGCAGCAGCACCGCCACCCUCGAUCUCCGCGGCUGCACGACACCGCCGCCGCCGCUGCUGCAGCCGACCGUGCGCGGCACCGGCAAACGGACAUCUUACGGGAACAACAACGACGCCGACAGUCGGAGCCGCCAAAGCGCUGAACGCAGCCCAGAGGCCCUCAUGGCGGACAGCGAGAGCAAGCCCAUCAGCCACCGGUGGCAGCGGCAGUUGUUAGCCGGCGGCACCCCCGCUACGCAGCGUCUGCGCGAAAAGGAUGCGUUGCAGGAUGGCGGCCACAGACAAGCCGGCAGCCCUCCCGCGCAUGCAGCGGAGACCGUCAAGCAGCUGUUCACGGAACCUGCGCGCUCCAUCUCAGUCACCUCAACGCCCGCAGACGACUCGCCGAAUGGCACACUCAUCAUGAGCCACGGCAGCGAGGAAGACGGCGUCGAGGAAGCAGACGCUCCGGGACUUCACCGACGACAGCGGCAGCACCACCAACACCUGCCACCUCCCCUGGACGUCAGCAGCAUCGCCACCCACAGUGACAGCGAGAGCCGAUGGAGCGUGGGGAGGGCGACCGAGGGGCCGCCGCUGCCGCCAGGCUCUGCCACAGCUGUCACGCCGCCUCCGCUGCCCUCGUUGGUGCCGCGUGCCAGCAGCGCCGGCGGUGUGCAACUUUUUCAUCGACAUCACCGCCACAACAGCGGCGGCUUCACAGAUGGCAUUUGCCGCGGCGCAUCAACGCGGCUGUUGUCGGCUCAACUGUCGGCACUCAAGGACGAUGAGGCUUCGCCGUCGCUGCAGCGCAAGGCCGUGGCGUCUGCCGCCCAGUCGCUCCCCGCUCCCGCAGGUCACCUACGUAUGGGCGGCAACACUAGCCGCCAGAGCUCUCCCUCUUCGUCGUACGUGUGGCUGAAGCGGACGGCGGGUGGGGAUGCGGUGGAGGCGAGCCACCCCGCGGCGCCGACAUCCUCCGCGACCUCGACACUCUUCCCUGCUCACGCGCCCUUCCAGCAGCAGCAGCAGCAGCAGUGGUCGUCGUACGCCUGCCCUCACCUGAGCUUCACCUCCCCAUCCUCAUCGCAGCUCUCACGGCUCGUGGAUAUGGAUGUGAUGACGGAGUCCGACGCCGACGCCGAAGGCGGUCACGCCGCAACGACAACGACCCCGCAGCAGCUGCGGCUGCGAGAGCCGCCUGUGUGGCGUUCCCCGCAGAUUACGCAGCUGCCCAAAUCGUUGAGCGUCUCGCCGGUGUCUCUGCGCGGUGACGGCCGCAAAGGCGGCGUGAAAGGCGACGCCGCUUCGUCCCUGCCCCAAUCCCUGUCACAGACGCAGCCCGCCGCGCACUCUGCGUCUGCAGCCUCCAGCUCCACGGGAGAAGCAACACAGACGCUCGUUCAGGCCUCAGCGAACGCGGCUGGUGGCUCACAGGCCCCACUGCGCGUUGUGCCGAGUGGGUCGACUGCGGCACCGGCUGCCAGUCGACCGUCGACGCAACUCAUCACGAAGGCAGCGGCAACGCGGCCCAUAGCUUCUCCUGGCACCAUGUGGAUCUGCUUGGAUGACGACGAUUACGCCGGUGAUGACAGCCACAGCGAAGGCGAGGGCGGUGUCGGGGAGGCCAAGAUGGCGGCGCCACUCCACAACGGCAGCGAUGCUCCCCUCGUCUCCGUGAAGAUGGAAAUCGACGCGGAGACGGGCGCAGUGUACACGCCGCCUGAACGCACAGCAGCUGCCGCCGCAUCGCCCUCGCCGUCGGGGUCGCCACACAAGGGGGGCGUGGCAGUGGGUGGAGAAGAACAGCCAGAGGCCCCUGGGCGACUGAGAAGCCGACGCCCCAGCCCGAGCAAGGCAGACAGCGUCGGCGCUGGCGUUCGCGCGGACCACUCAAACAUUCCCGUCCUGUCGCCAGUACAGGCUCGCCGCCGGCCACCAGCGGAGAAGAGCCAUCCCAUUGCCGAGAUCUUGUCCCCCACCUUCCGCCCGCGUCGACGUCCACCAGACACGUCUGCCGAUCCUUCGCACUCGCUCAGCGCUGGCAGCGCCACCCUCCAGCGGCUCUCAAGCUGGCCAGCGUCUCACUGCUACAUCAACCUGGACGACGACACAGAGGACGAGGACGCCGAAGAAGCACCACCGCGCCAGCGCGCUCGAAACGCGCACGCGCUCGACGGGGUGGUGUACUCAGCGCAGCCCAUGUCUUCAGCGUCGGUUGCAGACGCCUUACCUGCGCCACUUCGCGCAUCGCCAGUCACCGGCGUAGACGCGCGCUCUCAGCUAUCGCUGCCGUUGAUUAUCGACGAUGACGACGACGAGGGCGCGCCGGAAGGCGGCGGUGAGACGCACACGAAGGAGUCUGGCGAUCAGGAGGUGAGGCGCGAAGGGCUAUCGCCGAAGCCGCCAAAGCCGAAGAGAGGCACCCGUGUGGAAGGGGCGAACGAAGUCGUUGCCCACGAGGAGGAUGACGACGACAUGCUCAAGAGUCCGCAAAAACCACACGUGAAGGACUUCAUCUUCCCAAACCGCUUGGAUCCAGAGCUGCGCCCCUCCAGCCCCCUCUACCGGAGCAUCCACGCAUACCAGCAGCAGUAUCAGCAGCAGCAGCUGGCGCAGGGGAAGGAGGAAGAGGUGCACGCAGCAGGGCACGCUGCCGCCGCUGCCUCACCGCUGCAGGAGGGCGUUAAUGCAGACUGCCGCCAUCUACCGCAGAGUGCCGCAAUCCCUGUGGUGAUCGGCGAGACAAAGGGCGCCUCACCCGACGACGUCGCAGCGGCCGGCCAGGCCGGCCAAAAACGCAGUCGCGCGAAGGACGCGAAGACCGGGGCCGCCGCCCCGGUGCUGCCGGACUGGGGCCGGCCAGCCGACACGCUUUUGCGCGACUUCUUCCCAACGAAGUUCACGAAGAAGAGUUUUAUGGAGGCGGCGAAGAAUGUGAUGUCUCCGAUGCACUUCCUCGAAGCCGGUGACUUCUGGGCCGCCUUCGCUUCGGCGGAGUUCGUUGGGGAGGGAAGCUUCGGACUUGUGUGGCGUUGCCUCACGGUGGACGGUGACCUUGUCGCGGUGAAGUCUUGCCCCGUCAUCCUGCGCACCAAGGCCAACAUCGAAGACUCCUUCUCCACGAUCCGCGAGAUCGCCACAAUGCGCUUCCUGAACGAGAUGCAGGUGCCCUACGUCCUUCCGCUGCACAGUGCCUUCUUUGUGCAUGCGCAGGAGGCGCUGCCGCCGCUGGCGCAGGAGGCGCUGGAGUGGCGCCAGCGGCUGCGCAAGCGAGCCGAAGAGGCGGCGCUGGAGGUGGAAGUACGGUUGCUCGCCCGUGGCGGAAACCGCCGCGCCUCGCACACGGGGGCGGAAGAGGAUGUCGAGGACGCGCCGCUGACGCUGGAGCAGCAAGUCGCCGUGCAGAUGGAGCGACUGACCGCUGCGGAGGGACCAGAGGAACAGGCCACGCGUGCACGGCUGCAGUCGGUCCGUCUGCCACGCUUUCUCUCCAUAACCCACGACGACUUGACCCAGAGCGACGCAACGGUGUUUCUCGUGAUGGAGCUGUGCGAUGGUGACGUGGAGGGCAUCUCCCGCAGCGACGGCGUUGCGAAGGGCAUGGUGUACUGCGUGAGCUCGGCGCUCGCAGCGAUGCACGAGCUGGGGCUGCUCCACCUCGACCUCAAGCCCAGCAACAUUCUCUUCGCCUACGAGCACGGGCCUUCGCAGCAGCGACUGCAGCGCUUCAGCGCAUCGGGCCCCGCGACGGAUGCGGUCAAGUUUUACCUUUCCGACUUUGGCAACUGCCGCCUUGUCGGCCCGGACCCCAUGGACGAAGUGCAGGAUUCGUACGGCACCUUCGAAUACAUGGACUUGCGCGCGCUGCGUGACGCCGUGUGUGGACGUCCGACCGACGCCUUCAGCCUCGGUGCCACGCUGUACGAGCUGCUCUACGGAAGGCGGCUGUACCCAAAGUGCGUGGACCCACGCUGCGGCGGCGAAGAGGACCACUCACGCGAGUGCUUCGUGGAGGCGGCGAGUCAGCCUGUUGUGUUGCCCACGGUCGGGCCUCCCACGACAGCAGCGAUGGUGACGCUGGUAACAACGAUCGGUCUCGACGCCGCUGCCGCCGGACACGCGCGCGGCCCUCAUGCAAACGGUGGCACCGGUAGCACCAGCGGCCUCAUCUGCAGCGGGCCCGCUCUAACACCUCUGCAGUACCUCACACUGGCGCUACUGCGGAAGCCCUGGGCAGAGCGCAUGACAGCGGAGGAGUGCCGCCGCUACCUUGUGCGGACAUUCCACAUCACCCAAACCGAAGACUCGAGUCCUUGA